AAAGCGGAGUUAAACUUUGACUUAAACAGGAAGCACUUCAAGACUGAAACACUUAGUCUUUUGAGGAGAGGAGCCCUGCUGACAGGUUUUGUUGCCCGGGACCAUGAGAGGUGCACAUUUGCUACCCUUGACUUUUCUCGUCAGCAUUGCUCAUGGGAUUGGUCUGGAGGACAAAAUGGGGCCAUUAGGACAUCUAGUUUUAGAUGUGCCAGAGGCUACACCUGUGCCCUAUGCCAUUUACAAGUUUACAUCUGCAGUGGAAGGUGUUUCAUCAUACCAUAUAAGCGGAGAGACUGAAGGAAAGAUCAGUGUCUCUUCAGACGGCUGGCUAUUCCUGGAGCAGUUUCUGGAAUGGAGCCCUGGGAAAAGCCACCAUCUAGAUAUUGAAGCACGUUCAGCAGAUGGUGAAACCCUUGAUGGGCCUUAUUCAGUUGUGUUGCAAGUCGUAGAUGUCAACAACAAUCCCCCUGUCUUUGGUGAGAACCAGUAUGAUGGCCGUGUUAGAGAGCAUUCACCUGCAGGAGUUCCAUUCACGCAGGUGUUUGCUACUGAUGCAGAUGAUCCCAGCACAAUAAAUGCCCAACUGAGAUACAGUAUUGUGAACCAAAUCCCAAAUCCUGGAAAAGUUUUUUACUUUGGCAUUAACCCGGAUAAUGCAGAAAUCUUUAUAACAGAGGAAGGAGCAGAAUUUCUAAAGGCCAGGCCUACUAUAAGGUACAGCCAAGAUGAGGUCCAUGGCAGUCCUCAAGUCCUGAAGAAGAAGUUUGAGGACUACUGUAUCCCAAGGAACAACAUACCUCUGGAGAAUAACCCCUUUUACAAAUGCAUUGAACGUGCUGAAAGACGAGAAGCGAAUCUUCUUCAGGAUCCAGACUAUGUGCUGAUUGUUCGUGCAGAGGAUUUAGGAGGUGGAGCUACGAACGCUUUGAGCAGCACGACACGGGUCAACAUAGCUAUCAUUCAAAAUCUCUGGGUCACCCCUGGACCAAUCACCCUCAGAGAAAAUUUGGAAGGGGAAUACCCUAUUCAUCUUGCCACUGUGCGUGCCAAUGAUCCCACUGCACUGUACAGGCUGGUACAGAAAGAAAGACUUUCCUUCCCCUUCACCAUCAAUCAAGAUGGAGAAAUCCAUGUUACCACUCCUCUGGAUAGAGAACAGAAAGAUAUGUACACAUUGGUGGUCAUAGCAGAAGAUGCUCAGGGUGUUGAGCUGGAAAAACCCAUGCAGAUUCAUGUGCAAGUUGAGGAUGAGAAUGAUAACCCUCCUGUGUGUGAAAAAGCUGUGUUUGAGGUGCAAGAGAAUGAGCCCAUAGGUAAUCCAAUUGGUGUUCUGCCCGCUCAUGAUAGUGAUGAGGAAGGCACACUGAACUCACUUUUAGACUACAGACUCCUGAGCCAGACGCCUCCCAAGCCAUUUGGAAACAUGUUCACCAUCAACCAAAACAAUGGCGAAAUCAAAGUGGCAAAUAAAAACUUCCAAAGGAAAGAAGUGCCUCAGUAUGAGCUCACCUUUAGUGUGUCUGACAAAGAUUACUCCACGGAAUGUAAAGCAAUCAUCAAGGUCAUCGACAUCAAUAACGAGAUCCCUGUCUUCGAGAAAAAAGAUUAUGGGACCCACAGUGUUCCUGAACUGGCUGAAGUGGGAACCACUUUGCUCACCAUCAAAGCCACAGAUGCAGAUGACCCAGGAACAGGAAGCUCUAAAGUGGAGUAUCUCAUCACUGCUGGAGACCCACAUAACCUCAUCGCCGUUGAGGUUAAUGAAGCCACUGGAGAGGGCAGAGUCUACAUCGCUCGGCCACUGGAUUACGAGCUCCAGAAUGUCUUCAACCUUCAGAUCGAUGCCCGUAAUCCCGAGCCUCUGAUCGAAGGGGUGAAGUAUAAUGACAGUGCCACCACAUUUGUUGUCAUUCAGCUGGUGGACAUAGACGAGCCUCCAGAGUUUGAAGUGGACACUAUUGAUGUCAAUGUUCCAGAAAACAUCACAGUUGGAACCGUUAUAAUGACAGCUGAAGCCAAGGAUCCGGAGGGAAAGACUAUCAAGUUUAAGAUGGAAGGAGAUGAACAUAACUGGUUGGAGCUGGAUGCUGACUCUGGAGAGCUGAAGACUAAAGCUGCUCUGGACAGAGAGACUGUUGAGCAGAUCUCUCUGACAAUUAUUGCUUAUGAGACAGAGGGAGACAAGCAGGAGGAUGAGAUGAAGGUGGAUAUUCAUCUGCUGGAUGUGAAUGACAACUACCCCAAACUCCAGAAGACACAGGGCUUCAUCUGCGUCCAGGAUAUGACCCCCUUGACACUCACUGCUGUAGAUAAGGAUGCCGACCCCUACAGAGAGCCUUUCACCUUCUCCAUUAACCGCAAGUCACCCAACUUUGAGAUCAAACCUCUGGAUGGAACCUCAGUGCAGCUGAUUUUGAAGAAGAAGCCCCCAAAUGAUCUGGACACCACUGUUCCCAUCAACAUCAAAGACAAUGCUGGGAUGGGUAUCACUCAAAGGUUUGAUGUGCGUAUAUGUAACUGCACUAAAUUGGGCUACUGUUACAUCGAGCCAGGAGCUCACAGCUGGAAACUGGGCAUGAGCGGCACCAUCGGCAUCCUGGCAGGAAUAUUCGGCUUCCUCGUUCUGUUCCUGAUCAUUGUUUUCUACCGAAUCAAGAAGAACGAUCAGCAGAGUCCAGCCGCUCCUGAAGAGAGUAAAGCAAUACUCUAGAGUCCGGAUAACAUGCCAACUGCAAACAUUAUUUGGAACACAAGCCAGGCAAACUGACAUCCAUGACCCUCAACACACAAAGCCCUUUAUUUUGUAAAUCAGUUCUGCAUUUUUAAAACACACUUUUUAUUAUCAUUUAAUAUUCAUGUUCAAGAAUUGCAUCUUCUGACAGUUUUAACAGUAACUUAUUCACAAUGUGGCCUGGCAAAUAUAUUCAAUAUUUUAUAUUUAAAAGACUUUUUUUUUUCAGUUUAAAAAAAUAUAUCUGUUGGCUUCCUAGUGUUUAAAGGGAACACAAAGGGUGUUUUCUUGGAAUUUCUUGGAAUCUUUGUGGAAUAUUUUUAGUACAAAGUACACAAUACAAUAUGAGUAUACAAUAUGUUGUCAUAUUUAAUAUGGAUGAAACCUAUAAAAAAAUGAAAUAUUUUAUUUAUUCCCUAUUGUCCAAGAAUCAAAUAAAAUGUGUAAAAAAAAAACUUUCCAUUUGAUAUUUUUUUGUUUUUAAAUGUCUUGUGCAGGUCAAAGGUCAGGUUCUAUGAAAUGCCCUUCAGUUCUGUAGUGUAAUUGCUUCACUGAAGAAGGCAUAAAAAUCACAGAACGACAGCAUUCUUGGCUAUUUGACUUGGAGAAAACUGGAAUUGUUCAUUCUGUAAAUAAACUUCUACUUUGACCCA
This is a messenger RNA of Carassius gibelio (silver crucian carp), 3384 nucleotides long. RefSeq names its product cadherin-17-like. Gene Ontology annotation, biological process: adherens junction organization; homophilic cell-cell adhesion; cell-cell junction assembly. NCBI's taxonomy places the organism in Eukaryota, Metazoa, Chordata, Actinopteri, Cypriniformes, Cyprinidae. Gene Ontology annotation, cellular component: adherens junction; plasma membrane; catenin complex. Bases 104 to 2710 code for a protein of 868 amino acids. The transcript has 19 exons. The record is from RefSeq and is a predicted model, not a curated record. Gene Ontology annotation, molecular function: cadherin binding; calcium ion binding.